Messenger RNA from Sardina pilchardus (European sardine), 4078 nucleotides. RefSeq names its product dixin-like. The transcript has 17 exons. Gene Ontology annotation, molecular function: frizzled binding. Lineage: Eukaryota; Metazoa; Chordata; Actinopteri; Clupeiformes; Clupeidae. Gene Ontology annotation, cellular component: cytosol. Gene Ontology annotation, biological process: canonical Wnt signaling pathway. The record is from RefSeq and is a predicted model, not a curated record. Bases 138 to 1946 code for a protein of 602 amino acids.
CAUCCCGCUGGCUGAGGUGUACUUGCACCUCUCUUUGUUUGCCUAAUGCACCUAUAUGCCUAACCGGGUUUAUCUAUCCUGUGAUCUGUCACCGUCUCUGUAAUUGCCUUCGCACACAUCUCUCUGUAUGCAGAAGAAUGAUUGCAUCCUUAUCGAAAGGAAAUCUACUAGACGUGCUUCAGGAGGGUUUCAGUGAGCCACAAGUGGCGACAUAUGUGUCCUGGGUGAAUGCACAGCUGCGGAAGAAGCCUGGAGUAAAGCCUGUCCACGACCUCCGGCAAGACCUCAGAGAUGGCGUGGUGCUGGCACACCUCAUUGAGAUUGUGGCCGGUGAGCUCCUCGACGGCAUUCAUUACGCCCCCCUGGACGCCCAGGAGAAGAGGCAGAAUGUGGAGAAGGUCCUCCAGUUCAUGUCCUCCAAGAGGAUACGCAUGCCGCAGACCUCCGCUCGAGAUAUCGUGGACGGGAAUCUCAAGUCUGCCAUGCGGCUGAUCCUGGCCUUGGCAGCCCACUUUAAGCCCUCCGCCUCGGCCAGUCACAGGGCGGGCGGCACGACGGGCCGGGGCACGGCCGGGUCAUCGCCCAAUCACAGGCCUCACUCCACUAUGGCCAUGGCACAGAAUGCCGUGGCGGCGCUGGCGGUGGCCCGGCAGGACGCCUCUCGCUCCGGCCGCUCUCUGCUUCACCUGAGACAGGAGUGGAACAGCCAAGGCAACAUGGUUUACAAAGAGAUUGAUUCCCCAUGCUGGAGUGUGCGGGCUCUGGUGCAGCAGUAUGAGGGGCAGAAAGAGGGCCCAGACGAGGACUCGGACACGAGGUCACCCAGUCUCAGGUCACCCAGCCCUACACAGACUAUUAAAGCACCUAACAGUGUUUCAGAAGACCAGAGAGGAGGUGUUAAAAGCCAAGCAGUGGAAACCAUUAAAUCAGAUGACAUGGUGAGGUCAUCAGUGUGCGACGAGUUGUCUGGCUCCAGGCCUGAUGGGUCCGCUGGGAGUUGUGUAUGGGAGGAGCAGCUGUGUGAGCAGCAGGAGCAGCUGGAGAAGGAGAUGCAGGAGGCUCGGAGGAUGGUGUCCAGCCUACAGGCGCUGCUCCUCCAUGGGUCGUUGCCAGAAGACGAGCAGGACGUGUCUCUGGGCUUUGCGGAGGGAGUGGACAAUGCAGAGCAACAGCUGAUCAUAAUCCGGAGUCGUCUGGACCAAAGCAUGGAGGAGGCUCAGGAUCUGAAGCGGGAGCUAUCCAAGUUCAAACAAGAGGCACGAAAUCUGCUCGGUGUCAAGGAUGCCUUGCAGCAGAGAAUGGCAGUACAGGAAGCGUCUGUCUUACAGCUGAAACAAGAACUUCUAAGGACUACCAUGGCCAGAGAUGAACUGACUGGUCAGAAUGUGGAGUUGCAGCGAAAGCUGGAGGAACGAAACAAACUACUCAGCGAUUACAAGAAAGAGCUGGGGCAGAAAGACAGGCUGCUACAGCAGCAGCAGACCAAGCUGGACGACUCCCUGCGGAAACUCUCAGACAGCAGCCACCAGCAGACAAGCCUGCAGAGGGAGCUGGAGCGCAAGGAGCGUAUGCUGAAGGAGCUGAUGAACAAUCAUGAUCCAGAGGAGGUCCCUGUUGCCUACAAUAAUGGAUACGCAGAGACGUCCACGCCCCAGACACACAAAGGGGCAGAGGAGCUGCAUCUGGUGCGGGAUGCGCUGCGCAGCCUGAGGAGCAGCUUCAGCCACCACGACCCCCAGCAGCACACGCUAGACACGCUGGAGCAGGGCGUGGCCAGCCUCAUGGACCGCCUCCACGCCACCGAGCCCGGCCGCCCCCCACACGAGCGCAGGGUCAGGGGGAAAUCACCAGGACGUAAAGCUGCCCCCACAGACCAUGACGCCUGGCCAUCUGGUUCUAGUAAAAGCUCCUUGGGCCUCGGACUGUAUCAUACUCACACCGGUUGACAGACACCACCAGCAGGAUAGACAGAUGGAGACAGAGACUACUCAGGGGCCCCAAAGCUGAGCUGAGGACCUCCGGUCAGGCAAGAGAAGAUGGUGAAAACGUUUUUGGGGGCCCAGGAGAACGUUUGUGCAGGGAGUCCAGGAACCCCACCCUCCCCCAUCCCCUUCCCUUGCCACUGCUGGCCAACAGUGUCCAAGUGUCUGUGAUCUGGACUUGGAAGAAUACUUCAAAAUGAAGGAAGAUUGAUGAUGGCGUUAUUAACCUGUCUUCAUGUCAGUGAAGCAGAUAGUGGUUGUCAGUUCUGUCCAUGACAGACACGUUGUUGACUGACUCAAGUCUGACCACACUGCUAAGCCAACCUUGUGACUCCUUUGCAUGAGGUUAUGAGUAGAAAAUUACAUCAUUUUCACUUUGUUCAAUUAUCCCUUGAAGUAUUACCAUGGUCAUAGCUUCAUUUUUGAGUGCCAAUUGCAUUUUCACACUUACCCUUUUCAUACCAGGGAAGUUCCUGGGUGGAUGAACAAGGGCAGUGUUUCGUGGCCAGGUCACAGACCUACAGUACAGUACAUAAUGAAUGUCCUGUGUUAUUUGUUGAAUCGACAGACAUGUCUACCUGUCUCUCCUUCAUACAAACAUGUACUGUACAAUCACAAAAUGGUGGAUGUUGUAAGAACUAGCUACCUACUGGAGCAUACAGUACCUAAAACUGUGUGUAACUGUUACUUUUCUGAAGUAAUGUUUACAUGCUCUUGGUUGACUUUAUAAGGGUAGUGAAAAUGCAAAUGAAGUGUCAUGCAGCAGUCACUGAUAAGCAAACUGGGUUCAUAUUGGUAUCAUUCACAGGACCCUAGAUAUUGAACGUGAGAAUGACCACAAGAAAUCCAAUCCAAAUCUCUCACUCUGGACUGAAAAUGAGCAGUGUGGAGAUGACUUUGGAAACACAUCUGUUAUAAUCAUGCGAACAGAUUCCUCUACAGAGCUUGGGUCCCCCCUGGGAUGCAAAGUGUUGGUGUGGAAACGCCUAUUUAAACAUUUCUGAUUGUUAUUCUCAGUACGUGUCCUGUUUAAUCUGCACUCCUAGGAAAAAAGGUUCUGUAUUCAGUUCUGUAUUCAAACAUAGUGCAGGAACCAUUUAGGGAACUCGGGAUUUUUUUCAGGAAAAUUAACAUUUAUUCUUUUCAGUGCAGAAUCCAUUUAAAUCAAUUAUGUUUUCUUUGUUAUGUUCCUACAUUGUGUAUCAUGCCACCCAUGUAAUUAUUGUCACUAACUGAUGUGUGAUACAUCAUCAAUGUUAUUGUACUGAUGCUAUUUGUAGGUUAAAGGUUAAAUAAUACUAAGUAAGAUUCAAGCUCAAAAUCAUUAUUUCUGGGGUUUUUUUUGGUACAGUUAAUUAUGAUUUUGCUCAACACGAUUUCAUGCAGUCCUACAGUAGUUCUAAGCUCUUUAUUUUCCAGUUCUUUGAAUGGUUCCAAGUGCAUUAUGUGCUCACAGGCCUAGUUUAGACUAAAUAGUAAACUUAAUAUUAGCAUCUAAUCAAAGCAGGAAAUGUAGGCAGCCAUUUUCUGGUCUUGGCAACAUGUCACCCAGGGUUUCUCUGGAAAUAUGAAACCCUUGUUCUGGAUUGGCUAUGGAUGUUCCUGAGGUCCUCUAGUGCUUCUCAACUGCUAGGGGUAUGAGGAAUCUUUAUUCUUCUCAUUGUGUUUCGUAUACAACCCUCUGCCUUUCCAGAACCAAGAAAGAACCUAGUCUAGAAUGACUCUCUUUUGAAUUGCACUGUUAAUGCCCAUCCUUAAACACAGAAUUCUCUGUCUCUGUGUGGAGGAGUUUGGGAAAGCAAAUAUUGAGGAAUGUUCUCAUCAAGAGUUGUGUUCUGAUGUUCAUUAUGUGUUUUGUUACUCUGAUCAUGUUAUUGUUGCACAGAAAACUAUGUUGUUUUUAUAGGCCAAGUUAAAAAAAGGAUUACUUGAGCUUGAGGCUUUGUACAUUAGCUUUUGUAAACAGUUUCACUUUAUCACUGCAGUUGGACAUUUUCAAAGAAAAUGGAUGGUUUUCAUUGAGAUUGUUAAAUUUGUGUAUAUUCUUGAUUCACAUUUAAUACAUUUGAAUAUAAUAAAGUUACAUCUUUUACAGA